AUAACAAAUUCAUUUCUCCUCUAUUUUUAGUUUUUUUUGUUGGUGCGAAAAAUCAUUAUUCUUCUCACACCAACUUACUCUACUCAAAAAAAAAAAAAAAAAAAAAAAAAAACUCUUUAGUCUUCGACGUCUUCUUCUCUCUCACCGUUACUCAACCAUUAUCUCACUUUCUCUCUCCUCUGGUUAUAAUAAUAAUAAGGAGGAAGAUUUUGAUGAGAUAGUGUUGAGUUCAUGAGUUGAGACUUUGAUUUUUCAUUUUUUUUUGUGAGAUAUUGAAGGUAUAACAAUGGCGGCUUCAGCUUCUGUUGUUUCUGGUGGUGUUUCGAAACUUCAAAUUUGUAAUAAGUUGAAUAAUUUUGGGGAAGAACGUAGUUCGGAAAAUGUUGCAAUUUCUAGGUCGUUUUCUUCUUCUAACCCUAAGUUUCCGCGAUUGAGUCUUCGUCGACCUCCUCUGUGCUCUUCCAAGUGCAGGUUGUCAAAUGAUGGUCGAACAAUCGUAACUAGAUCACUUAAGAUGAGGAAUAAUCUCUGGAGGCAGAAGGGGUUUAUUCUUACAGAGCAGAUGCCGUUGGCAACUUUAACCAGAGAUAGAAUGUACUUGUGCUGCAACCACACUCGUCGCAAAAGUGGUUCAUUUGCUAGGAGUUUUAGUUCAAGAUUUUCAUCAGACAUAUCAACAUUUCCAUUGUCGAAGAACGUGCUUGACACUGUAUGUAUGAAGCAACAUCAUGUUCGAUGCUCGGCUGUUGGUCCAGAUGAACCACAUGCAGUUAGCGCAAGUUGUCCGGAGGAAAUAUCAGAGAAGCCGGGAUUGGACUUUCUGGAUCUCGAAUUAAGAAGAGAAGAAGUAGAAGAAUUUUUGAAUACCGAACUUCUAUCUCACCCCAAGUUAUACCGAGGUCAAUUGAAAAAUGGGCUACGCUACAUCAUUUUGCCCAAUAAAGUUCCACCAAACAGGUUCGAAGCACAUAUGGAAGUUCAUGUUGGGUCUAUUGAUGAGGAGGAUGAUGAGCAGGGGAUUGCACAUAUGAUAGAACAUGUUGCAUUUCUUGGUAGUAAGAAGCGUGAGAAAUUGCUUGGCACAGGAGCAAGGUCUAAUGCUUACACAGACUUCCACCACACGGUCUUUCAUAUUCACUCUCCAACUCAUGCAAAGGACUCUGAUGGUGACUUGCUGCCUUCCGUACUUGAUGCUUUAAAUGAGAUAGCUUUCCACCCGAAAUUUCUUGCGUCUAGGGUUGAAAAGGAAAGGCGGGCAAUAUUGUCUGAACUUCAGAUGAUGAAUACUAUAGAAUAUCGUGUUGAUUGCCAGCUGCUUCAACAUUUGCAUUCAGAGAACAAAUUGAGUGGAAGAUUUCCUAUAGGAUUAGAGGAGCAGAUCAAGAAGUGGGAUGUUGAUAUAAUAAAAAAAUUCCACGACCGCUGGUACUUUCCUGCAAACGCAACUCUGUACAUUGUCGGGGAUAUAGAUAACAUCUCGAAGACUGUUUACCAAAUUGAGGCUGUAUUUAGCCAGACUGGAUCUGAGAAUGAGACAGUGGCUUCCCCACCUCCAACACCUAAUGCGUUUGGUGCGAUGGCUAGUUUCCUAGUGCCUAAACUCUCUGCUGGCCUUGGAGGAACUUCUCAAGAUAAGGCAUCAAGUUCUGACCAGUCAAAAGUUACUAAAAAGGAAAGACAUGCAAUACGUCCUCCUGUCCGGCACAAUUGGUCUCUACCUGGAAGUGGUCGUGUAUCUGACCCUCCCCAGAUAUUUCAGCAUGAGUUGCUUCAGAAUUUUUCAUUUAAUAUGUUCUGCAAGGUUCCGGUGAAUAAAGUCCAGACAUAUGCUGAUUUACGGAAUGUACUAAUGAAGAGAAUUGUUCUUUCUGCCCUGCAUUUCAGGAUUAACACCCGAUACAAGAGUUCAAAUCCCCCUUUCACCGCAAUUGAGUUGGACCACAGUGAUUCUGGAAGAGAAGGUUGCACAGUAACCACUCUUACAGUUACAGCAGAACCUAAAAAUUGGCAAAAUGCAAUCAAAGUUGCAGUUCAGGAGGUCCGUAGGCUGAAGGAAUUCGGUGUGACAAAAGGUGAAUUAGCUCGAUAUAGGGAUGCUUUGCUGAAAGAUAGCGAGCAUUUGGCCGCGAUGAUCGAUAAUGUGCCAUCUGUGGACAAUCUGGAUUUCAUUAUGGAAAGUGAUGCAUUAGGACACAAAGUAAUGGACCAGUUACAAGGUCAUGAGAGUUUGGUUGCUGUUGCUGGAACAGUUACCCUUGAAGAGGUCAAUUCCAUUGGUGCUGAAGUGCUGGAAUUUAUUGCUGAUUUUGGGAAACCAACUGCCCCUGCUCCUGCGGCAAUUGUUGCUUGCGUUCCUAAAAAAGUGCAUAUUGAUGGAAUUGGUGAAACUGAUUUCAAGAUAUCACCCAGUGAGGUAUCUGAAGCUAUAAUAUCAGGAUUGAAGGAACCUAUUGAGGCUGAACUAGAGCUUGAGGUGCCAAAAGAUCUCAUAACUUCGUCUCAGCUACAAGAACUAAGAUUGGUACGCAACCCAUCAUUUGCACCACUGGGCGCAGAACUAGAUGGUACUAAGCUUUAUGAUAAAGAGACGGGGAUCACUCAGCGUCGUCUUUCAAAUGGUAUUCCAGUAAAUUACAAGAUCUCAAGACAUGAAAGCCAGAGUGGUGUCAUGCGGCUCAUAGUUGGUGGUGGACGAGCCAUGGAACGUUCAGAUGAAAAGGGGUCUGUUGUUGUUGGAGUUCGGACUCUCAGUGAGGGUGGUCGUGUUGGUAACUUUUCUCGAGAGCAGGUAGAGCUUUUCUGUGUAAAUCAUCUGAUUAAUUGCUCGUUGGAAUCCACUGAGGAGUUUAUAUGCAUGGAAUUCCGUUUUACGCUGAGAGACAACGGAAUGCGUGCUGCCUUCCAGUUACUACACAUGGUUCUUGAGCAUAGUGUCUGGCUGGAUGAUGCGUUUGAUAGAGCAAAGCAAUUAUACUUGUCAUAUUAUCGGUCAAUUCCCAAAAGCUUAGAGCGUUCGACAGCACAUAAGCUUAUGCUAGCAAUGUUGAGUGGAGAUGAACGUUUUGUCGAGCCUACACCAGAAUCACUGCAGAAGUUAACAUUACAGUCAGUAAAGGAGGCUGUAAUGAAUCAGUUUGUGGGUGAUAAUAUGGAGGUCAGUGUUGUUGGAGACUUCUCAGAAGAAGAGAUAGAGUCUUGUAUUCUUGAUUACCUUGGUACGGUUACAGCAACUCGGGAUUUUGAAAAGAAGAUCUGUGACGCUGUCUUCUUUCGCCCACCAUCAGAUAUGCAAUUUCAGCAGGUUUUCAUAAAAGACACUGAUGAAAGAGCUUGUGCUUAUAUUGCUGGCCCUGCACCAAACCGAUGGGGCAUCACAGUUGAUGAUGUCGAUCUUUUUGAAUCCCUUCACAAUGGUGAGCUAUCAAACUCCGAGAACUCCAAUGAUGUAAAGAAGCUACAGAGCAAAAUUCGAGGCCAUCCGCUGUUCUUUGGCAUCACGAUGGGGCUGUUGGCAGAGAUUAUAAAUUCCAGGCUUUUCACGACAGUCAGGGAUUCUCUGGGUUUGACAUAUGAUGUGUCUUUCGAAUUAAACUUAUUUGAUAGGCUAAAUUUUGGGUGGUAUGUGAUCUCUGUGACAUCAACUCCUGGAAAGGUACAUAAAGCUGUUGAUGCUUGCAAAAAUGUGCUCAGGGGGUUGCAUAGCAACAGCAUUUCUCCGAGGGAGCUAGACAGGGCAAAGAGAACCUUGUUGAUGAAACAUGAAGCUGAGAUCAAGUCAAAUGCGUACUGGCUUGGGUUGUUGGCUCAUUUGCAAGCACUUUCUGUUCCAAGGAAGGACUUAUCAUCCAUUAAACACCUAACCUUCCUCUAUGAAGCUGCCACUAUAGAAGAUGUAUAUGUUGCCUACGAGCAAUUGAAGGUGGAUGAGAAUUCCUUGUAUUCAUGUAUUGGUAUUGCUGGAGCACAUGCUGGAGAAGAAAUUUCAGCUUCUUUGGUUGUUGAAGAACCUUUUGGAGGGCAUCAAGGAGGUUUGCCUGUGGGACGUGGGCUAUCAACGAUGACACGACCAACUACGUGAAAUCAGUCGCUUAAGUAGUUGAUUUGAGAUUCAUUGGUCUCUUGGCCUUAUUUAGGUACAAGGUGUUCUAUAGAAGUGGAAAUUUGUGCAACUGCUGAAUUAUCGGUUGCUAUAUAUCAAAUGAUAAAUGCUCACUCAAAGUUGAUUUGAAUGGAAAUUAUUUGAAGGACAGAACUGCUUGAUGCCAAAGGAAGUGCAUUCGAACAAAAAAAAAAAUGUUUCGAAUGUGGCUUGGUUUAAUAAUCUUCCUCAAACUCUACAUAUAAUGUAUAAUCUUUACAGGAAUUUGAAGGAGGUUUAGUGUUCACAUUGUAGGCUUUAUAUUGGGUUAUUAUAGUGUUGUAUUUCCUUUAAAACAUAAAGAUAUUGGGUUACUGUAGUUAGAGGUACAAUCAAUCUCUUGUAAUUUUGUAUUCAUUACAGCAUUAUACUCAAUCCUGAUUAUUUUUUUGUUGUAAUCUUCAGGAUUGGGUGAAAGAAUAAUCAUGUGAUAACAUGUAAUAAUUUUUUUCCCAAUGUAUAUUAAACUUCAUUCUUUUUUGAUUA
This is a messenger RNA of Beta vulgaris subsp. vulgaris (sugar beet), 4624 nucleotides long. RefSeq names its product stromal processing peptidase, chloroplastic. The record is from RefSeq and is a predicted model, not a curated record. Lineage: Eukaryota; Viridiplantae; Streptophyta; Magnoliopsida; Caryophyllales; Amaranthaceae. The coding region runs from base 287 to 4078 and encodes 1263 amino acids. Gene Ontology annotation, molecular function: metal ion binding. The transcript is spliced from 26 exons.